AUGGACGGAAGCUUGGGAGACUUUCUGAGAAUACUGGCGGACAUAUUUGCAAGAGAACCGCCUGUCAUGGCGAGACCUAAUAAUCAGGCACAGGCACAGGCACAGGCACGAUUUGCUUCGCAACCACAACCACCUCCUCGACCACCCCUCCCAAGCGUGCAACAGCCACCGUCGAUCGGGCCACCAGGUCUUGUAUCUGGCCCUCCGCCUCCGCCUCCGAAGUCCUCAAAUUACAUUGAUGGCCCGAGACAGGAAGGCAUCUCGAGAUCAGACUCCCAGCGCUUCAGUCGGUAUGACGGUCCUCCUUCCUUACCAGCUCCAGCUGCUACUGCUGGAACGCCCAUCUUUGGCUCACCUCCGCCACAAGCCCCAUAUCAACCACAAGGACGAAGUGUUUCACGACAAAGCUACCACGGUCCGCAACAACAUCCACCAUCAGCUGUGUAUCAACCUCAGAGGCAGUCAAUAGCUGGUCCGCCAACGAUAUUUCAUGCCCAACAGCUUGUACCGCAACAAGGAGCUCGACCGCCACAGCAGUUACAAGGCACGAACCUCCAGUCCUAUCCACUUUCAACUUCUCAACAAGCACCGCAGCAAACAGUGUUUCAGCAUCACUCUCAACAGCAAGCACCCUAUCUGCCCCAACCACCACCGCCUUCAUCAGCACCUAUAGCGGAACCCAGACAACCAAAUCUCAUGGAUGAAUCACCCUUCGAUGUUUCGCUUCCUGUGUCAUCUGCAAACAUUCCGACACCCACGAUUCCUCCCAAUCCUGAAAAGCAGCACAUUCUCCAAACAUUGCAAACCACCUUGCUUUCGAGUUUGCAAAACCAAAUCACCCAGUCGUCCUCUGCUAUCGCACCUUUGCAGGCCCAGAAUAUAGCACUACAGGCGGCUCAUCACACCCUGCAGCAAGAGCUUGCUCAACUACAAGCUCAACAUUCCCAACUUCAGCAAAACAUUACGUCGUUGAACUCCACCAUCGCAGCGGCUGAUCGUACUAUUGACAAUGCACGCAAUGCGUCCUCGCCUUCCAAGGUACCCAAUAUUGACGACCUAAUCAUUCCACCUACAGUCGUUGCACGGCAGCUCUAUGAUAACGUUGCUGAGCAAAGAGGCUACGAAGCAGCUAUAUACGCCCUGACUGAAGGCUUCGUAAGAGGUAGGAUGUCCUACGACAUUUGGGUCAGAAAAGCCAGAGAAUGUGCCAGGGAGGAAUUUAGGCGGAAAUGGCUGGUCCGUCGUGUUGGCCGCGGCAUGGGUUUGGAGAUGGAAAACUAG
Molecule: messenger RNA, 1281 nt
Organism: Lithohypha guttulata
Lineage: Eukaryota; Fungi; Ascomycota; Eurotiomycetes; Chaetothyriales; Trichomeriaceae
Gene: STP22
Product: Suppressor protein stp22 of temperature-sensitive alpha-factor receptor and arginine permease
Exons: 2
Coding region: 1-1281 (426 amino acids)
Biological process (GO): endosome to lysosome transport
Cellular component (GO): ESCRT I complex
Molecular function (GO): ubiquitin binding
Source: RefSeq, a predicted model, not a curated record